AUGUACGCGCCAAGAACGAUCUGCUCACGAUGUGCCUCGCGCCUGCAGCCCGCCGUGACGGUGCGUCGAUCAGCCGCCGCUCGCUUCUCCUCGCCGGCCGAGCCUUCGCCAUCCGAGCACGAAGGCGGUGACCGACACGGCACGAUCCCUCGCCGCGGCAGCCACCGCAAUUCCUUUGGUGGGCAAAGAUGCUCCAAGACGAUGCAAAGGUCGGCCGUCGCCCUCUUCAACGACAUCGUCAACAAGACGGAGGCCCAUCCGCCCGUGGCCCACCGAGGCCUCGCCCCAAACGCCGCCCAUCCGCCCUCCCUCGGCGAGUGGGAAAUCGCGGCGAGGAUGAAGGAGCUCUUGGAUAGGCGUGCCGGCUCGCCCGAGGAGCUGCGGCUCUUCCGGACCGACAUCUGGCCGCACGUGGCGGAGAUGCGUGGCCAGAUGCCCAAGCACCUCUACCUGGCCACCACCCAAUUCCUCAGCCGCGCCUGCGAUGCCGUCGCCGACGAGGGCGAGGCCGGAAACACCGUCGAGCUCUCGAGCAUGUGCGCGAGGGUCGGCAAGUGGGAUCUCGACCUGAGGAACGAACUCGUGCUGAGCCUGUGCCACGAGCUCAUCGGCAGCAGGCACUCGUCGGCGAAGAGGACGGCGCUCGUCGACGAGCUCGUCGGCCUGUGGCAGCACAUAUCCCAGCUCAGGCGCAAGAGCCAGGGGGACGGCGGCGAGCUGCGGUUCGUCCUGCCCACCGUCGAGGAGGUCUUUGGCGACGCGGGGGCCGAGCCGCCCGAGCCGCGCCCGAGCGGCAUGGCACCGACGACCAAGGCCUUGGCCAGCAUCUUUGUCCAGUUUCGUCUCGAGCAAUCCCGGGACCUGAUUCCGGGCCUCCUGGCGACCGUCGCCAUCCUGUCCGACCCGCGACUUGCGCGCCACGCCGCGCAGGUCAAGACGGCGCCCCUCCUGAACCUCGUCGCCGCCGCCCUCGAGCGGGGAGGCGCCGAUCAGCGGUACGUCGACGACGCCUUCGGGGGCAAGACCCGCUACCCGCCCGCCAAGCUGCGCGAGGUCAGGGCCUACGUCGUCGAGCAGUGGCCGCGUGCGGAGGCGAUGCUGUCCGGCGCUUCCGGCGCAUCCUGGCGCCAGGGCCUCGACGACGCCCGGCCGGCAGCAUCCCCGGCCGGCCUCGCCUCCUUCUCGAGGCAGCUCCGCGCCGCCUACCGGGCCCGCAACACGGGCGCCAUCGUCUCCGUCUGGCAAGACCUCAAGGCCCGGCUCGGCCGGAAGCCGGAUCUGGUCCGGCAGAUGCGCGACGACCCCGAGUUUCUCGACUUUUGGAUAUUCGCCUGGUGCGCCGUGCGGCGGCCCGCGAAGCUGCAGGAGACGCUCGACCUCAUGCGCGAGGUGCGGGUGCAGCCGACGGUCAAGACGUACACGUCCAUGAUGCACGGCUGGAAGAUUUGCAAGGACGGCGACAAGAUCGCCGCUCUGUGGGACAAGCUCGUCGAGUCGGGCCUGCGCCUCGACGCCGUCAUCUGGACCGAACGCAUCUCGGCCCUCAUCGAGGCCGGCAGGCCCCAGGCCGGCAUCGAGGCGCUGGCCGAGAUGAUGACGCUCUGGAAGCGCGCCCUGGCCAAGGCGGGACCCGACGCCGCCGCGAGGGUCGCUGUCCAACCCAACAUCGAGGUCGUCAACGCCGCCUUCAAGGGCCUCGUCCAUCUCGACCUCCAGGCCGCCAACGAGGUCCUCGCCUGGGCCGGCCGCGAGGGCAUCGAGCCCAACAUCCGCACCUUCAACAUCCUCCUGCGCGAGAGCUUCCGCGGCGACGGCCCGGACGACGUUCCGUCCCUCCUCCGCACCAUGAAGCGGCGGGGCAUCGAGCCCGACGCGGCCACCUUUACCAUCAUCCUCGAGGAGGUCCUCGGCGUGCUCGACAGGGCCUCGGCUGCCGAGCAGGUCCAGGCCGUGCACCAGAUCGUCGCCGACAUCGAGGCGUCGGGCCUGCGCGCCAACCUCGAGACGUACGGCAAGAUGCUCUACGCCGUCGCCUCGCUGGCCAACGGCGGCGCCGACGAGGCCGUGGCCGCCGUGCUGGGGCACAUGCGCGCCGCCGGCCUCACGCCGACGCGGCACAUCGUCACCAUCCUCAUCGAGCGGGCCCUCGCCCGCGACCCCCCGUCUCCCGGCGCCGUCAAGGCUCUGCUGCGGGAGCACAAGCUGACGAGCAUCAACCAGGGGGAUCAGACGCUCUGGGAGCGCGUCACGAGCGCCCACGCCGUCACGGGCGACGUCGAGUCCGCCAUGGCCGUCUUCGGGGACCUCGCCCGCGCCGGCCGCCCCGUCACGUCGCUUCCCUGCCUCGCCGACCUUCUCUCGGCCCUCCUCGAGGCCGACCGGCUCGAGGACGCGCGCGGCGUCGUCGGCGUCGUCAUCGGCCACAAGCUCGAGAGGGACGCGGCCGGCGGCGUCGAGGUCGAGCGCGACGCGCGGUACUGGCGCCAUCACUUUUGGUACGUCGCCAACCAGCAUGGACUGCUGGACGGCGACGACGUUCCCGCCGAGCUGCAGAGCAGAUUCCGCGCGCAGGACAGGUAG
Molecule: messenger RNA, 2580 nt
Organism: Drechmeria coniospora
Lineage: Eukaryota; Fungi; Ascomycota; Sordariomycetes; Hypocreales; Ophiocordycipitaceae
Product: glutathione S-transferase
Exons: 1
Coding region: 1-2580 (859 amino acids)
Molecular function (GO): protein binding
Source: RefSeq, a predicted model, not a curated record